UCUCCCCAAUCUCCGUCUCUCUCCUCCAAAAUUCAAAAACCCCGCAAAACCCCUCUCUCUCUCUCUCUCUCUCUCUCUCUCUCUCUAUUACACUCUCACUUCCAAGCCUCCCAGUCCGACCGGAAGAAUGAGGGAAGAAGAGAUAGAGAAGCUGAGAGGAGUGGUUAGGGAUUGCGUGAGCAAGCACCUCUACUCCUCGGCGAUCUUCUUCGCCGACAAGGUCGCCGCGUUCACCUCCGACCCCGCCGACAUCUACAUGCAGGCCCAAGCGCUGUUCCUCGGCCGCCACUACCGCCGCGCCUUCCACCUCCUCAACGCCUCCCAGAUCGUCCUCCGCGAUCUCCGCUUCCGCUACCUCGCUGCCAAGUGUCUGGAGGAGUUGAAGGAGUGGGACCAAUGUCUAUUAAUGCUUGGUGAUGCUAAAGUAGAUGAACAUGGGAAUGUGAAUAUCACGAAGGAUUGCAGCGUCAUGUACUUAGAUAAAGACGGAGAAGAUCGUGAGAUCAAUAUUUCAUCCGCAAUAUGCUUUUUAAGAGGCAAGGCAUAUGAAGCUCUGGAAAAUCGUGCCCAGGCUCGGCAAUGGUACAAAGCUGCUGUCAAAGCUGAUCCUCUGUGUUAUGAGGCACUAGAGCGUCUAAUUGAAAAUCAUAUGCUUACAUGCGAAGAAGAAACAAGUCUACUUUCUUCAUUGCAAUUUGCUCCUGAAGACGGAUGGAUCUCGUCAUUCUAUUCAUGUUUGAUAAAGAAGUAUGAUAAGGAAAAUGUCGUAGAAGCCAAAUUCAGAGAACUGGAACAAGAGGGUUGUAACAUUAAAUCCUCAGAGCAGUCCUUAGCAAACAACACUGACCUUUUGGCCUGCAAAGCAGAAUACUACCAUCAAUGUGGUGAAUAUCAAAAAUGCUUUGAGCUAACUUCCGUAUUGCUUGAAAAGGAUCCCUUCCAUUUGAAAUGUACGCUUGUGCAUUUAGCAGCUGCUAUGGAGCUUGGGCAUUCAAAUGAACUCUAUCUUAUGGCCUGCAACUUAGUAAAGGAUUAUCCUCAAAAGGCUUUGUCUUGGUUUGCGGUUGGUUGCUACUACUAUUGUAUAAAAAAGUUUGAUCAAGCACGACGGUACUUCAGCAAGGCUACAAAUCUAGACGGGACAUUUCCGCCAGCUUGGAUUGGUUACGGUAAUGCUUAUGCAGCUCAAGAAGAAGGCGACCAAGCAAUGUCAGCUUAUCGCACUGCUGCUCGUUUGUUUCCUGGGUGCCAUUUACCAGCUCUAUAUAUUGGGAUGGAAUACAUGCGAACCCACAGCUUCAAACUUGCUGAGCAGUUUUUCAUGCAGGCAAAGACAGUAUGUCCCUCGGAUCCACAUGUGUAUAACGAACUUGGAGUUGUUGCUCAUCAUAUGAAGGAGUAUAAAAAAGCAGUGCGGUGGUUUGAGAAGACUUUGGCUCACAUUCCGUCAUCGUUAAGUGAAAUGUGGGAACCAACCGUGGUUAAUCUGGCCCAUUCAUUGAGAAAAUUAAAGAGGUACCAUGAGGCGAUUACGUACUAUGAGAAAGCACUUGCACUAUCAACCAGAAGUUUGAGCACCUAUGCAGGUCUUGCCUACACUUACCAUUUGCAGGUACAUAUUAUUUGCGCAGAUUUUAAUUAUUUUCCGCAUCUGGUGUUAAUAUGACACUGAAGAGGAAGUUCCACAUAAAUAUAUCCUUGUGAUCUUCUGCAAUUGGCUUUAUCAAUUGGAUCAAGGAAACUAGUGUUUUUCAACAGGAAAGUACCCUUUUCUUUCUAUGGGAACUGAGAAUCACCUGUUUCAUUGUUAACUAGAACAAAAUUUUAGUUUUUGGCAUGUUGUGAAUCUGCAUUUUAUAUUGCAUUGCUCUAUGAGGGUAAUGCAUGUGACUUGUUUGGUUAGUUUGUUUCCAGGAUGAUCUACACCAGAGUGAAGUGAGAAAAAUCAUAUGGCCUGAAAUAAAUAUGAUGUUUCAAUUACCAAAUGAAAAAAAAAAGAGGUUAUUCCCAGACUUUUUAGUCUUGGACUGACAUGGUUUGUUGUCUCUUAAUGCAUGGGAUAAUUCAGCUCUAAGUAACUUGUAUGUUUGGCUAAACGAGCUUUUAAGGGAAUGCCAAGGUUUCAGAAAGUGACCAAACUAUUAAGGCCCGCCAACUCUAGAUUAAAGUCC
Molecule: messenger RNA, 2171 nt
Organism: Rhododendron vialii
Lineage: Eukaryota; Viridiplantae; Streptophyta; Magnoliopsida; Ericales; Ericaceae
Product: anaphase-promoting complex subunit 6
Exons: 14
Coding region: 128-1666 (512 amino acids)
Biological process (GO): cell division
Molecular function (GO): protein binding
Source: RefSeq, a predicted model, not a curated record